AUGGGGGUGGCCCCUAAAGCGUCGCAAGGGCCGAAAAAGGGACCAGCCAGAGCCAGCGAGCGGCCCCCUGCCAAUUUAAAGAAGGGAACCGCCGCUCAAACUGGCACUGAGGUGGCCCGGGGUCCUCCAAGCCGACCCCCCUCAAAGGCGAGGAAGGCUCGACUGCCUUCCGCGACCGCGUCUCCUCCCGUCACCGAGGACGUGAAUAGGGGUGCGGGCAGUGGCGACAAGGAGGCGACCUGGGCACAGGUCGUCUCCAGGGGCGCCAAAAGGGCGGCCGCCAAAGCCAAAAAGGCCGCGGCGGCUCCGCCCCAGCCGCCCGCCCGCGGGAAGUCUGGAGCCGCCCCCAUUAAAAAACCCGGGGGUGGCACCAAAGGGAAUGCUGGGUCCGGAAAGGGGGGCGCUGCUGGAGUCCCCAAAACCUCCGGCAAGAAGCCUCCCACCCCCAGGCUCAG
Messenger RNA from Mycetomoellerius zeteki, 455 nucleotides. RefSeq names its product translation initiation factor IF-2-like. The annotation marks the transcript as partial. NCBI's taxonomy places the organism in Eukaryota, Metazoa, Arthropoda, Insecta, Hymenoptera, Formicidae. The transcript has a single exon. The record is from RefSeq and is a predicted model, not a curated record.